AUGGUUAACACUGGAAAACCAUCCAGAGGAUGCUAUCUCUGCAGAUCUCGGCGAGUCAAGUGUGAUGAGAAAAAGCCAGGCUGCGGUAAUUGCCAAAGGUUGAAGCGCGAUUGUCCUGGAUAUCGACCAGUCUUUGACGUUAUGCAUCGUAACGGAUCGAGUUCGACACAACGCAAAACGUCUCAUGCAAUUGCAACUACAACAGCCCUUGCUACAAUUCAAAUGGCUCGCUCUCACAACCGGAGUAAAUCGGAAUCUAGUAUGACGCCCUAUACACGAUGGAGACCAAGGCAAAACUGCAGUCCGGAGGUCCAGAGAUUGGUAGAAGCAAUACAGAAUGGAACACAAUUGGCAUGCCCGCCUUUGACAGCGGCAUUGGAAGAACGUGCAAUCUGUUUCUUUCUUUCCAAUUAUGUUUUGAUUCCUCAUGGGACAGUGAGAUGUGGCUUCCUCGGCUUUUUACUUCCAUUGAUGAAGCUUCAACCUUCGGCUGUCUUAUCAGAUUCGCUGUCUGCGGUAGCUUUGGCUACCUUCGGAAAUCAACCAAAUGCAAGGAUGCUAAAGCCAAAAGCCGAGCAGGCCUAUUUGAAGGCAUUACGUCAAGUCACUAACGCCAUAGGCGAUCCUAAACAAGCCGCUGAAGAUACAACACUUGCAGCGGUUAUGCUACUUGCGUUAUUUGAGGUUAACAUUCUCCAAAAAAAAAUUGAAGAUGCCGUUGCUAACUUUGAGCAGACUAUGGCAUAUAGUCUAGUGAAAGAGAAUGAAGGCUGGAACACUUGGAAUUCCCAUGUGACUGGUGCAACAACCCUCUUGAAGAUGCGCGAUGUAAAAGGACCGAUGUCUCCGUUGACUUUGGAAUUGAUAUGGACUGUGAAAAUACACUUGAACCUGAGUUGUCUUCUCAACGGAAAGCUGUCCGAUAUCCCAGCAGAGUGGAAUGAAGUCCUUACUAAGAAAAGAGACCUAUCCAGGGGCGGCCGGACAAUGUGUAAUCGUCUUCAAUCUAAAGUUGCAGAAGCUCGUGUUGAAUGUGAUGAGCUCAUGGGCAGCGCGAAACGUACUCCUCAAGACUUCGAAAAUGUCCUGAAUUUGAUGCGAAGAGCUGAAGCCAUAGAACAAAGCUACUCGGAAUGGGCAGAAUCAAUGCCACCUCAAUGCAAUUAUAAGUCCAUAGGAUGGAUCGACGCUAUACUGGAAGAGAAACUUGCCGAAUCGAAAUAUUUUCCGGGUAAGAUUGACAAGUACCACGAAGUUUGGAUAGCCCAUAUUUGGAAUUUGUCCCGAGGAUCGCGAUUACUCAAUAAUAGUACUAUCGUCCGAUGUGCUGCCUGGCUAUGCUCACCACAAGAUUAUCGAACUACUGUGGAGUACGAGAAAGCUAUGAUAGCCGGAAAAGAAUUGAUUCGGGACGUUAUUGCCAGCGUCCCUAAUUGUCUCGGGGAAAUACCAACAGCUAUGGAUAUCAAUAUCCCUUCUGAGCACAGCUUCGCCUGCGGAGAUGAAAGCGAUUCCCGUGCGAAAGGUCUAUCUGGACUUUUCAUUUUGUGGCCUAUGUUUUCUAUCGCUACUUCAGACUUUGUUACCGAUUCGCAAAGAAAAUGGGUCCUAGGAAGGAUGAAGUAUGCGGCAGAAGAGUUGGGGGUUAGCCAAGGAUCCACUGUAUACUCAGAGCAAAAAUGUUCUGUACGAAUUCCAUCUUCGAUGUUAGAGAAAGACGGCCUCAUGCCUUCAAGGGUAGAGGAAAUCUUGAAUGUUCGGAUCCCUCCUAUCCAACAAUCCUUUGAGAAUGUUGACGAAAUCUGGACCGAAAGGACCGAUAGAUUUUCUCAUUAUCCAACUCCAAGCCCAACAUCGACUUCUGCGUGUUCGCCGAAGGCCCAACACGAUUGGACAUUGUUGAACACUGAUUCCCUGGAUAUGAAUACAAUGAACAAUUGGCCGCAUCAAACUCAGUGUGAUUGGUUCAAUCCAGAUUUGGAUACCAACGUCAUCACCUCAGCAGAACCAGCUCAACAAACGAUGGCAGAUUUGCAAAAUCUUUAUUCAGAUUAUCCAGUUCAAUCUCAACCAGACAGAAUAUACCACGAGAGAUUCACAGAAGUAUGCAACAUAUGA
Messenger RNA from Botrytis porri, 2118 nucleotides. RefSeq lists its product as uncharacterized. Gene Ontology annotation, biological process: regulation of DNA-templated transcription. The transcript is spliced from 4 exons. NCBI's taxonomy places the organism in Eukaryota, Fungi, Ascomycota, Leotiomycetes, Helotiales, Sclerotiniaceae. Gene Ontology annotation, molecular function: DNA-binding transcription factor activity, RNA polymerase II-specific; zinc ion binding. The record is from RefSeq and is a predicted model, not a curated record. The coding region runs from base 1 to 2118 and encodes 705 amino acids.